Molecule: messenger RNA, 2336 nt
Organism: Myotis davidii
Lineage: Eukaryota; Metazoa; Chordata; Mammalia; Chiroptera; Vespertilionidae
Gene: GLRA3
Product: glycine receptor alpha 3
Exons: 11
Coding region: 474-1871 (465 amino acids)
Biological process (GO): nervous system process; chloride transmembrane transport; chemical synaptic transmission
Cellular component (GO): postsynaptic membrane; plasma membrane; synapse
Molecular function (GO): extracellularly glycine-gated chloride channel activity; transmitter-gated monoatomic ion channel activity; glycine binding
Source: RefSeq, a predicted model, not a curated record
CCCAAAGGUGGAGAGUGGGAUUUGGGCCGGCGGCGCUUGGAGCAGGUGAAGAAGCAUUUUCAUUCCGGCUGUGGCUGCUGUUCUUUCUUCAAACGUGGGUCCGAGUCAGGAAAGGACAAGCGUUCUUUCUUUUGCCGCUAGAGCUCCAGUGAGCUGCUGCCCAGAACCUAGGCACUUCAUACAUUUCAUCUCACCCAUUAUUCCGCGUUCACUGUGUAAAUCACCCGCACAUGUGUAACCCCGUGAAUGCCCCUCUGCUCAGUGCUCAGAGAAGGGUAGAAAGCGAAUUUCAAAGGUUUGAAAGGCAGACAGGCCUCCGCCGACCGCGGGGAGCUGUCUAUGGUGCUGAAGCUUUCCAAGCGUUUGUCUCCACCACGACACGGAGUUAGAUUGCAUAUUUUCAUUCCAGGCUUUCUCGUUCCCCCAUGCCUUGGAUAAGACUAAUUUCAGGAUCGUGAAUAUCUCUCCGUAUCAUGGCCCACGUGAGACACUUUCGGACAUUAGUUUCGGGAUUUUAUUUCUGGGAAGCAGCACUGUUACUCAGUUUGGUUGCAACAAAGGAAACAAAUAGCGCAAGAUCUAGAAGUGCUCCAAUGUCACCUUCUGACUUCCUGGAUAAAUUAAUGGGGAGGACAUCAGGAUAUGAUGCAAGAAUCAGACCCAAUUUUAAAGGUCCUCCAGUUAAUGUCACAUGCAACAUAUUCAUAAACAGCUUUGGCUCUAUUGCUGAGACAACCAUGGAUUACAGAGUGAAUAUCUUUCUUCGUCAGAAAUGGAACGACCCUCGCCUUGCAUAUAGUGAAUAUCCGGAUGACUCUUUAGACCUAGAUCCUUCCAUGUUGGACUCCAUUUGGAAACCUGACCUGUUCUUUGCCAAUGAAAAGGGUGCCAACUUUCACGAAGUUACUACAGACAACAAACUGUUAAGAAUUUUCAAGAAUGGAAAUGUUCUUUAUUCAAUAAGAUUGACAUUAACACUUUCCUGUCCAAUGGAUCUCAAGAAUUUUCCGAUGGAUGUGCAAACGUGCAUAAUGCAACUGGAGAGUUGUUCACCAAAAAGGACUAAACCGACAUACAUAUUACCAAGUGAAAGAAGCCGAUCUACAAAGGCUACUUCCUACUCCGACUACAUGUACAAAAGGCAUAUUAGCCCUCCCAUGUUUAUUGCAGCACCACUCGAAAUAGCCAAGUCAGGAAAGUUUACAUGUAUAGAAGUGCGAUUCCAUCUUGAACGACAAAUGGGAUACUAUCUGAUCCAGAUGUAUAUUCCCAGUCUCCUGAUUGUUAUUCUGUCGUGGGUUUCAUUCUGGAUCAAUAUGGACGCUGCUCCGGCCAGGGUAGCUUUGGGAAUAACUACUGUGCUGACUAUGACCACACAGAGUUCAGGAUCCCGAGCUUCCUUACCAAAGGUAUCAUAUGUCAAAGCUAUUGACAUUUGGAUGGCAGUGUGCCUCCUUUUUGUGUUUGCAGCACUUCUGGAAUAUGCAGCUGUAAAUUUUGUAUCAAGACAACACAAAGAACUUCUGAGAUUUCGACGAAAGAGAAAGAAUAAGACAGAAGCUUUUGCACUGGAGAAGUUUUACCGUUUCUCAGACACGGAUGAUGAGGUAAGGGAAAGCCGAUUCAGCUUCACUGCCUAUGGCAUGGGGCCGUGUCUGCAAGCAAAAGAGAGUGUGACCCCCAAGGGCCCAAACCGUCCUGUCCAGGUAAUGCCAGAAAGCCCUGAUGAAAUGAGGAAGAUCUUCAUCGACCGGGCCAAGAAGAUUGACACCAUCUCCCGAGCCUGCUUCCCACUAGCCUUUUUGAUUUUUAAUAUUUUCUACUGGGUUAUCUAUAAAAUCCUUAGGCAUGAGGAUAUACAUCAGCAAUGAGAUUAAGUCUCCGGGGUCAUGCAAGUGCCAACAGUCAAUUCGAAUGAAAGUGUUUUCGCCAUAAGGGUGUGUGUGUGUGUGUGUGUGUGUGUGUGUGUGUGUGUGUGUGUGUGUGUGUUGUACAAAUGAUGACCAUUGUAUUAAAAUGCAUAGAGGAAGGGAUUAUUAUGAUUUGCUAUGCAAAGUCAUUGAGGCAAGUUAAGAUUCUUUUAAUGGAUACCAAAUAUAUAUUUAUGUAUUAUAGACAUUCUAUUUCAUAUUGAUUUAUCGGCUCUUUCAUAGUAAAUCACAUUAGUGGAAGUAUCACUGCCAAUGUGUUUGUACGUUAUAUAAUGUCACAUAAUAGCACACGUGAAAACUACUUUGGAUUUCUUGAUUUUUAAUUUCGUAAUAAUCUUACAAAGUAAAAUUUUCACAGUGAACUUUAUACAAAGAGAAAAGGGAAAUGUUGAAGAUAAAUUAGUA